AUUUUUAUAGCAACCCUGAAUCAGUUGAAAAUACAAAUGUCAAAUUAUAACAAUGACAAGAGUAUUUGUGCUGUGCAUUUCGUGGCAUUAACUGUGCAGCAUAAAUUUUAGCGGGCCAAACGUCAAACAAACGUUGUUGUGCGCUGAACUCUUUACUUCAACUCAAUCAACUUAAAAAUCAAUCGUGCAAAUAAAUUUAUUUAAUUAAAUAAAUUAUUUUUUUACCAAAAAUACCAAAAACCGGAACGAUGAAUGACAUUUUGCGGGCAUUCAUAUGGUUGGUAGUUGGAAUUAUUUUGGCAUUCCUUUGCAAGGUAUUUUAUGAUAAAUUUAAUACUCGGAAAGAAGACAAAGUCUACUUUGUUAUGUCUUUCGACGAAAAUUGCUGCAAUCCAUUUGUUAGUAAUUGCAAUCCUGGACCUCAAUGCAAAAAGAGAUGCCCGGGUAGUUUAUUCGAAAAAAUUGCCUUCGAAAUGAAAACCGCUAGAUCAUCAAUUUGUAUUGCAAUGUACAAUUUUACCAGUCAUCGUUUAGCCCAACACAUUGCGUUACACAAGGGAAAAUUUACGGGAGUCAAUGUGCGCGUUAUUAUGGACAAAAAAACUUAUGAUGACAAUGAGGAAAAAACCGAAAAGGGAAAGGACACCGUUGGCAGAAUUCUUGAAAAAGCCGGUAUUCAUGUGAAAACAUGUGGCGAUAGUGAGAACAGUCAAUUGAUGCACCAUAAAUUUUGUCUAAUCGAUGGAUAUGCUAGAGAAGGUUGUCUUAUUAACGGUUCUCUUAACUGGACAGCCGGUGUUGUUAACAACUGCGAAAACGUUCAUUUCAACUACAACAAAAAAGUACGCAAGGAAUAUUUGCACGCCUUUGAUCUGAUGUGGAACCAAAUUAAGUGAAGUAAACAGAAAAUAAUCGACCAUUUACCAAAAUGCCUUACUGAUAAAAAAAAAACUCAUCGCAUUACAAAUCAUUACCGGAACACAAAAAUUAUGAAUUAUUAUUAAGAAAAAAAAAACUUUUAAAAGAGAAGAUGAAGCACUGAGUCGGUUGUCAUUGAUUUUUUUUUACAUUCAAAGUAAUGUUAAAAAUUUAGAGCAAACAAGUGCCAAAACUAGCGACUCACUUAUUGUCACACAUUUUUUUGUGCAUUUUAAAACGUGAUUUUAAUCAAAACUCAGUAUAUUUCAAGUAAAAUAGGACAGAUAUUUUUGAAAUUAAUUUUGAAAUCCGAUUCCAAACACAAUAGAAAAAUACAUAGUCAUGAUACACACAUUCCAUACAAAAACACAAAAACUAUAUGCUAUAGUAAUUACUGUAUGAUUUUAUUUGUUAAUUAAAGUUUAUCGUAUGUUACAACAGAUA
Molecule: messenger RNA, 1362 nt
Organism: Contarinia nasturtii (swede midge)
Lineage: Eukaryota; Metazoa; Arthropoda; Insecta; Diptera; Cecidomyiidae
Product: mitochondrial cardiolipin hydrolase-like
Exons: 3
Coding region: 249-896 (215 amino acids)
Molecular function (GO): RNA endonuclease activity producing 5'-phosphomonoesters, hydrolytic mechanism
Source: RefSeq, a predicted model, not a curated record